Molecule: messenger RNA, 4259 nt
Organism: Metopolophium dirhodum (rose-grain aphid)
Lineage: Eukaryota; Metazoa; Arthropoda; Insecta; Hemiptera; Aphididae
Exons: 3
Coding region: 877-2961 (694 amino acids)
Cellular component (GO): membrane
Molecular function (GO): hexosyltransferase activity
Source: RefSeq, a predicted model, not a curated record
UAUUAUUGUUGUACUACUACUACACUCCGACACUCGUACUAUAGUAUCACGUUCGCGUAGAAGCGGCAAACGCACGCACGCACGCGCAAACGGGCUCUCUGGACUUCACGGUCACACACACACCACUGCACUGGACACACGAUCGAGCUGUCAGCCCAGCGUAUCGUUAGGAGGUAACCGUGCGCCGUGCAGUCAUCAAUGAUGUCCGUCAAUGACGGAGAGUCGUCAGUAAUAGCGAAUCGGUAGGACUGUGGCGCUGUGUGCAUCAUUCGCGGAAAUAUUAUGCAAACAGUGCAACAAAAACAACAACCUACGACGACAAUAAUAUCGUCGUGAUUUUUUUUUGAAGAUCGUUCGUUACUCGUUAGUUGUCGUUACGACCGUCGCCGCGCGCGUUCAUGACACGGUCGUUCCGUUUCCGAGUGUCGAGCUCGCCCGUCCAGUAAAAUAACGUCGACAUCACUGGUUCAAGGCAAACUUGUGUAGUCUUCAUAGAUUUUUAGACGGUUAGCAAGUCACUCAUAACGUAGCACGUUCUCCGCGUAACCUGUGACUGGCAUAGUAUAGACGAUGGUCGCGAUUGUCUGAGCUAGUGGUCGUUGCACAUCUCAUUCGUCGGUGGCGAGCGACUAACAGACCCAGGAGUUGUGCGGCGCGGCGGCGGUGUCGGCUUCGACGUCGACAUCGGCUUCGUGACAACGUGGACCAACCCUCUCUCUCUCUGGUGUAACUGCGCUGUAUUACUUGGUGCCUGUUAUUUUCCAUCCGUUGAAUGUCGGCCGUGGAUGAACGGUCAACUAUACUCUGGAUAUUACUGCAUUUGAGCAGUGAUAUAAAACUAUAUUUGGUCGUCCAACAUUAAUCAUCAACAUUGUUAUGUUUACGGCGGCCCGGCGUUGCGUUUCUAACGCCCUGUCUGGUGUGUCACUUUGUGGUUGUAAUCGAUAUAACCCUAAUAUAGUUGCUGGCUGUUAUAUUAGGAAGCUAACUAGAACAGCCAAUAGUAGCGGUGGUGGCUUUAAAGCUGCUGUCACUACAGCUCUUCUAUUCAUCAUGGGUGCCCUAUACUGUCUAUAUGGUACUGGUGGCAGUACAAGUGGUACAGUGACACCUGUGGCAUAUAGCCAACAAUCAUUAGGAAACAGUGAAUUGAUGAUCGGAGUGCAACCAGAGGCAAUUGCGGACAUAGCAACGAUGACUGGAGGAAACGCACACACAAACCUUGAUUGUGGUGGUAUUAAUGGUAAGAAGAGGCGGAGAAAACAGCUUAAGAUAAAACCACCUAGUGGUGUGGUGACGGCAGCUGAUAUGUACGAACCCGGAUUCCGGAUACGGAAUGCAGGCCUCUGUUCCACUAGCACUCGUUUAUUAGUGCUGAUCACUUCAGCAGCAGCACCAGAGCACUCUCAAAACCGACAAGCCAUUCGUAUGACAUGGAUGAACCGAUAUGGUCCGAGUGUGAGCAUGGCAUUCCUAGUAGGUACGCCACAGAUGUCUGAGACAGACCCAGUGGCUCGAGUUCUGGAGGCAGAAGAACAAGCGCUAAAGAUCCGUCUAAAUCGGCAUGAUAUCAAUAAUAACAUCAAACCAAAAGAAAAAGUCAAAUUCAAGCCUUCAGCAGCGGCCAAUGUGGUUGUGGAACCACUGGAUGGGGAUCCUGGGCGGUACCGAAUUUUGAAAGACCAUAAACCAAAUCCUGGAGAAGGCUUAGAUGCGCAUGCUAUGCAUGGACUGAACGAAGCAGAACGGGCGGUGCAACGAGUAUUAGGGCGAGAAUAUGGUCGGUACGGUGACUUGGUACAGUGCCAAUCUCGAGAUACUUACACCAACUUGACACUGAAAUCUAUCGCUGCUCUCGAAUGGACUCGUCAAUAUUGUCCAUGGGCUCGGUACCUAUUAAAAACAGACGAUGACAUGUUCAUCGACGUACGCAGAUUACUGCGGUUCAUCAACAAAGUGGAAACCGAAAGUGCUACAGAAUCCACUGGCCUUUAUCCUCGCCCCAUUGAACCCAUACAUGACCCGUACGAAUUAUUCACCAUAGGUGCAGAUAUGUUUGAGUCUGUAGCCACUCCUAGUUUUGAUAUUGAACUGCCGCCUACCAUAUGGGGACGGCUAGCACAUGGUUGGCGCCCUAUACGACAACAUAAUAGUAAAUAUUAUGUUUCCCGUUCACAAUACACUGGUCGAGUGUAUCCUGAUUUCUGCACAGGACCAGCAUACCUUAUGACUCGAUCGGCUGUUGGCCCACUAUACGAGGCGGCACUGGGCAAAGAUUUUGACGUGGUUGAUGAUGAAGACGAAGAUGGUAAUCAGGAAAACAAAAAAAAUACUAAUGAAGAAGAUUUGGAAGUCAAAACAUAUCUUGGGAAAGAAUGUGGUAAUGGUAAUCAGACGUUAGACGCUAGUGAUGAUAAAGCAACAUCAAGUGUAUAUGUCAGCAAAAAUACAGUGCCAUACUUGAAACUUGAGGAUGUAUACUUGACUGGAGUAGUGGCGGAGCGACUAACGCGCCGAGCAACAGAGCGACAGGCGCGCAGGGAGCUUAAGAAAAAAGAAAAGAUCUCUGCAAGUGACAGUGAUCAUAACCAAAAAUCAAGUGAUGGUCAAGUGGUGGAAGACCAUGACCACCUUGAUGGUAAAAAUAUGAAACUAAAGAUGACAGAUAUAAUUGUGAAGGUGCGACGCAUCCAUGAUGAUCAAUUUGCAAAUAAGAAAAUCACUGGCCGAGCAUUGGAUCGAGCCGUGUGCAAUGGUCUUAGUUCCAGCGAUACUGUCGGUACUAGUGGGAGUAGUGGUUUUAGUUGGUUUCGAUGGUAUUGGGGUGAUACAGCUUUGGAUAAGGAUUUAAAAAAAAAGAAAAAAGAUCAAGGAGUAAUUUCUUUGCACAUGGUUAAGUAUUACGAGCAGUUUGAUCUAUGGCGCCGGCUAAUGGACGGCAGGACUAAGUGUACGUCUUAACGUUCUACUUCUAAGAAUUUGUGAAUUUUUAUUUUUUUUACUGCAAGGCAACCGUUUAACCAGCUUCUGUGUAUAAUAUAAAUGCAGCGUUUAAAUAGUCGCCUAGAUUAUUCUUUUUUCAGCUCGCGAUUUCCUCAAUAUUUAUUUUUGUAUUGAUGACUUUAACAUUAUCCCUUCCAUAAAUUUUUUUACCGCUACUUACAUUUACAACAGCUGUCGGUAAAAAAUAUUUAUACCUACGUGCUAAAUAAUUAAACCUAAACUAUUAGGUACUAUUUUUACAAAUUAUGUAUUAUUUUUGUUUUUAUAUGUGUGUGAGCACAGUACUGAAUGCAAAGAACCUUUAUUCAUAAAUUAUAACUGAUUAGACACUCAUUUUGAUUCCUAAUUAUGAUUAUGAUAAUAUGGAUUGAUCUUAAUAUCCCAUAAGAUUUACUCAUUUUCAUACUAUAUUACUAUGUAUUCAGUUCUGUGUACUAAAGUAUUAUUGUUGUAACAUAAUCAUAAAUAUAUAUAGUAUAAUAUAUUAUAUUUUUCAUUGUUAUCAUUAAGUACUAUCCUUUUUGGUCCUCUGACUAAUCAUUUUUUUUUUUAAAUUUAAGACUUAUGCCAUGACACAAAAUAAUUUGUACAAACAAUGAUAUACUAUUAUGUUUAUUGUUUAUACAUAUUUCUUUUUUAUAUCUACUCCUACUUUUUGUUGUACUAGCGUCAGGACCCACCACCCGUGAUAGCAUUAUUAUUUUAUGUUAAAUUUUUUUAUUUUAUAUAAUAUAUUACAUAUUUAUAUUUAUAUAGUUGACAAUUUGUAACAAAAUUUAUUUUAUAGAUUAAAUAUAUACACAUGGUAUGUCUUACUGAGAUGUAUAAUUUGUAUAAGCAAUAAAUAAUAUGAAAAUGGUCGCGAUAAUCAAACUUAUUACAGUCGAACAGUAUGGUUAACUCAAACUUCUCUUACUCAAAAUCAUUGGUACAUCAAACUUUUUCCCCAGUCCCUAGAAUACCCUAUAAUUGUAUUAUCUGUGGAUAACUCGAACUUUCUGGCUGGUUCCUUCAGCUUUGAGCUAACCACGUUCGACUGUAUUUAUAACUAUAAUAAAAUAGUUUAAAUGUUUAAAGAAAAACUAAAUACAAACUUAUAUUUAUAUUUUACUUGUUCAUUGAAUCUGUAUUAAUUUGUAAAUUAUAUAUAUAUUGUAUUGUGUGCUUCUCACGAGUUAGGUUGUAAUAUUUGUAGGAAAAAUAAAUAUUUAUAUUUUUAUUUUUUGAAAACUAAAUACAUAACAUUUAUAAUAAUA